Odontomachus brunneus is the source of this 2566-nucleotide messenger RNA. It is a transcript of the gene MICU3, whose product is annotated as calcium uptake protein 3, mitochondrial. Gene Ontology annotation, cellular component: uniplex complex. The transcript has 12 exons. Gene Ontology annotation, molecular function: calcium ion binding. Lineage: Eukaryota; Metazoa; Arthropoda; Insecta; Hymenoptera; Formicidae. The record is from RefSeq and is a predicted model, not a curated record. Gene Ontology annotation, biological process: mitochondrial calcium ion homeostasis; calcium import into the mitochondrion. The coding region runs from base 7 to 1500 and encodes 497 amino acids.
UCGAAAAUGGCGACGGUAGUUCGCCCGCUGCGACGCGUGUCGCCGUUUGCACGCCACUUUCGCGAUGUCACGCGCGCGUACGCCUCGUGGCGUGUCGACAGCGGGCUGAGGAAGUUCCAGAAGGGCGUUGGACUGUUGGCUGCCGCUUCCGUCACGUUCCUCUUGGCGCAGCAGUGCUUACGACCAAAGGUGGUGCACGCCUUGAAACCUCGCAAGAGAGACGAUGAUUUACAUAAAGCGGUGAAGCUGACGACGAGGGAGCGGAGGUUCAUAAAGUUUGCAUCAGUAACAUACGAUGGCCAACUCUAUAUGACCCCGCAGGAUUUUCUCGACAGCGUCAUUGAUCCCGAACCUCGACCGAGACUGAAGAGACGCGUGCUGUCCGACGUGGAACUCGAAGUGAUGCGAAACUCUAAUCCUUCACUACGUCAUGGAAGCACGCAUAUGUUUCGGAAUUUACGAGAUAAAGGAAUAAUUUCCUACACGGAGUACUUGUUUCUACUAUCUAUCCUGACGAAACCGAAAACUGGUUUCCAAAUCGCCUUCAAUAUGUUCGACACUGAUGGGAACGAGCGAGUCGACAAAACCGAGUUUCUCGUGAUUCGUCGUUUACUCGGCGGCAGCCUGAAAGAACGGGAUCUCGACGAGCCGACGAAACGUGCAUUACGUUCCAUAAUUGCUCCGAGCGAAGACGUUCUAGGCAAACCAAAACUUCGCGAAGCUCGCCCGGCUAAGACAAACGAAAACGUCUCUAAAUCUUACAUGGAGAAAGUGUUUAGUCACGCGUGGAGAGGUCGCCAUGGAUGUGAGACCAAAGAGGAAUUGGAACAACUGCAGGAACGCCAGAAAACACCAGAAGAGAUUCAGGGCCAAUUCAUCGACGACGAUCAAGGCUUGCAACGACGUCAUGCUGUGGACACAACCUUGAUGACACACUUCUUCGGCAAAGACGGCACCAACGAGUUAAAAUACGAAGAUUUUAAACGCUUCAUGGAGAACCUACAGCACGAAAUAUUGGAGUUGGAAUAUCACGAAUUCAGCAAAGGUCUUGAAACGAUCAACGAAUUGGAUUUCGCCAAAAUUUUGUUAAGAUACACGUACCUUGAACCCGACGAAUAUGAUAAAUACUUGGAUAGAAUGAUGGACAGAGCGGAAUUGAAUAUUGGUAUCACGUUUGAGGAAUUUCGUCGCUUCUACCAAUUUCUGAAUAAUCUGGAUGAUUUUUCCAUAGCGAUGCGAACGUAUACAUUGGCCGACCAUCCCAUAUCCAAAGAUGAGUUUCAACGAGCUGUAAAAAUAUGUACGGGAAUGGUGCUCUCGACACAUAUAAUCGAUACAGUCUUUGCACUGUUCGACGAAGAUGGAGACGGCCAACUCUCUUACAAGGAAUUCAUCGCGAUUAUGAAGGAUCGAUUGCACAGGGGUUUCAAAUCUCAACAACGCAACGAGGGUUGGGAAGCAUUUAAAUUUUGCGUGAAACAAGAGAUGAAAGCACCUUGAAGGAACAAUCACCAUAUAAAGGAACGCAAAAAUCUAGGAGAUAUUGUAUAAAUCCUAUAACACCUACAAUUGUGAUAACAUCGAUGAUCAUUUGAUCGUAUUAAAGUUCCCUGUUCUUAUACUCUUAUUUAUAUAUUCCAAUAUACUAAAGCAUGUGCAAGUACUUUUUAUCGAGUACCAAACUUAUAAGGAUAUUAAUACAAUUCGUUGAAUCUUAAUAUAUGUGAAACAAUUAAUGGGCUAGCGAUAAAAAGCGAAAGUAUUUGCAUUCUGAUAUAGUAUAUUAAAAGGUAUAUCUUAACAAAAAAUUAUCUUCUAUAAUUUUUUCAAUGCUAUAUGUUUUAAAUAUUAAAGGAUUUUUAGUUUUUCAUGUAAUUAUUGGUAAAUUACUUGCACAAAAACUUUCAUGAUUAAAUGUUUUUUUUAUGACUCUAUUCGCCUUGCCCAAAAGAAACUCUCAAUGAUUCGGAACUUGCGUAUUUUUUAAUAUCUUCUAUGAAAUCAAAUAAAGAUUAUCGAUUCUCCUUGAGAUAAAUUCAGUUUAUUAUAUAGAAAAAACAUUAGCACUGAAAAAUGAUUUAAAAAAUGAUUAGAAAAAUGAUUAGAAAAACAUUAGCAUUGAAAAAUGAUUCAUUAUAUGAAUAAAGUAAAAAAUAAGUUCUUGUUAUAUUAGUUUUCUUCCGAAUAUUAAAACAGUAAUUAUUUGUAGGUUGACUCUUAAUGUAUGUAAUUUAGACAAAAACUUCUAGAACACUCUGUCUAAAUAUUGCUAAAAAUCAAAGCUAAAUAAUUUUAGAAUUACAUACAUUAAGCAUCAUAAACUAUAAUACGAAAGUAAAACUAAUAAAUAAGAACUCACUAUGAAAAAAAUUAACGCAAUUAUCCUUGAAAACAAGCGGGAUAUUCAGUGAAAAAUAUCACAAAUGAUAAUACUGUUACCUAUUUCCUAAUAAGCUUUUCCGUCAAAUACACAGAGUUCGUAAGCUACGACAAGAUCGUAUGAGCAAACUCGAGAUACACGUGUAUAGAUGUAAUUAUAUCGUGGAGAUAAAACUGGUUGACAUCA